UAAAAGUCAACUGCGUCGGCAUCAUCUCGACAAACGACGAGCAAGCGACGACGACGGCGUAUCGGCAACAAGUGUAAAUAUUUCGUCAUUUCGCAAUAUUCUUUCUCUUGUCGGGAGAAAUUUUUGACGUUUAGAGAUUCGUGAACGUAGUGAGAACGAGAUAUGACGAUGGCCACAUUAAGCUACAAAGCGUAUUUGUUGGACGAGGAUAAAAUAUGGGAACCCACGGAAACGCGCAGAUUCGGCAUCGACGCUGACGUUGCAAUGAAUUUCGUAUAUCUGCGCGAAAAAUUGCAAAGCAUUUUCCCGGAUCUACAAGGAAAGAAAUUCACUGUUACUUGGAAAGAUGAUGAAGACGAGUCCAUUACAAUAUCGACUAAUGAAGAGCUAGAGAUUGCACUAGAGGAGAUGGCUAAAAAUAACAUCUAUAAACUGUACAUUAUCAAAAAAUCGAUGCAUCAUGGAGACCAAUUAGACCCACCAAAUAUAGAAAAAAUAUUACAUCCUGGCGUAAUAUGUGAUGGAUGUGAAAAAGACAUACGUGGUUUCCGCUUCAAGUGCAUGCAAUGUCCGGAUUAUGAUUUAUGCAAUGAAUGCAUGACGCUCGGCAAACAUUACGACCACUAUCUGAUUCGUAUGACACACCCAGUAGAUUGGUCGAGUCGUGAUAGUCGCCGACUUGCUCACAACAUGCGAAAAUUCGUGAAGAAGGUACAGCACAACAAGGACGACGAACGCAGGUGCCCGCACAGGAGCAGCAAGCGAGGUAGCUGUCCAAUGUUCAACGCGACAAGCGGUAAAGUUGGCCCUUUUGAUCCAUCUAUUAUAAACUCACUGGCGGAUUUUGUAAUAGACAUAUGUGCUGCUCCAUCAGAUGAGAGUCAUGAGCAGAAGCGAUCCAAGGAGCAGCAUAGGGAACCGUCCGCUGAAGCUGCUACCGAGGCGACAGAAGACCCACAGGAGGCGACCAGGCACAGUUUUUCACAAUUGCUGAAAAUAGUCGAGGAUAAUCUUUCCAAUAUUUCACAAUUUUUGGAUCCGCUCGGCAUCAAUGUCACUGUAAUGACCGACAAAGAUUCUACCAGGAACAAACCCACUGGGAUCAAAACUAGCACACAAAAACCCGAGAACGGUGCAUCUUCAUCGGAAGAUUCUGCCAAGAAAUUCCCAGGUGAAGGAAAAAAAUUGAAUAGUGAAACCCCAAGUACCACAGGUGAAAAAACUGUUCCUUCGACGAACACAGAUGCGACAUCAGCACAGAAGGAGCCAACAACAACUUGUGCCGAACAAGCGGCCGAAGCCGAGGAAUGGACGAUAGUGCAACCUCAGAAUGAGAUCAGCCGUACACCUUCCACUUCAUCCUCCUUGAAUGAGGCUACAUCUAAACAGAUUACACCAUCCGCGCCAGCAGCAACUGCGGCAGAACCAGAUCAACAGAAUCAUCAAACAGAACCACCAAAGCAGAAUAUUUACCCAUCCUUACCUAAAGAAGUAAAAAAUGAGUUCUAUCAUCCAAAUCCCAAGAUCCAAGAAGCUGUAACAGCGAUGAUGGCGAUGGGAUUCUCCAAUGAGGGUGGAUGGCUUACUCAUCUGCUUGUUUCAAAAGAUGGAGACAUCGGCAAGGCACUAGAUGUAUUACAUCCGGUACGCCAUCAUUAAAAAAAAUAAGAUUAAAAUUUUGAUGAUAGUUGAUGAUAGUUAAUGUGUAAUAAUGACUGGUAAAGGUAACUAUUAACAUAAUCAAUAGCUGAUGAUAGUUUGUUACUAAUAUUAUUGAUUAAUAAUACACUUUAUGUUGAAUUUAUUUUAUGCUAUGUAAGUUCAGAAUUGACAUAAUUUUAUUUUGGAAAAUUACAUUAUCUUCUCUUAAUA
Molecule: messenger RNA, 1872 nt
Organism: Cataglyphis hispanica
Lineage: Eukaryota; Metazoa; Arthropoda; Insecta; Hymenoptera; Formicidae
Gene: ref(2)P
Product: sequestosome-1
Exons: 3
Coding region: 163-1659 (498 amino acids)
Biological process (GO): endosome organization; mitophagy; aggrephagy
Cellular component (GO): amphisome; aggresome
Molecular function (GO): protein kinase C binding; K63-linked polyubiquitin modification-dependent protein binding; zinc ion binding
Source: RefSeq, a predicted model, not a curated record